Messenger RNA from Nematocida minor, 2418 nucleotides. RefSeq lists its product as uncharacterized. Lineage: Eukaryota; Fungi; Microsporidia. The record is from RefSeq and is a predicted model, not a curated record. The coding region runs from base 1 to 2418 and encodes 805 amino acids. The transcript has a single exon.
AUGAAGAUUUUACUAGGUGCUUACUUUCUAUAUGCUAUCGCAGGAUGUGCAAUGGCAGGGAGUGAAGGGAAAAAUACCAGAGAGCAUUUGUUUGCAGAAAUGAAGAAUGCAGGCGGAUCCUUUGACUACAUCUCACUUAAAAACAUAAAAGGUCUUAUGCCUGCUGGAUACGAAUUGAGACAGAUGAUGGAUGCUCAGGAUGUUAUUUCGCUCAGAUUCUCGCCCAGACACUUGCGCUUUUUUGAAUUUAUACAGAGGGGCCCUUCGGAGAUUGGGAGCAAAGAGUGGUAUUAUAGAGCACAGGACAUUAGCUCGUUUGAUAGCAUUUCCGAGGUUGUUCGGGUGUUUAUGGAUGAUGCCUGCCAGUACCCAAUCUAUAAAGGCAGAUAUAUUGAGGCUGAGCUUGUGAAGAGAACAGAAAAGAUCCUGGAGGCACAGAAAAACUACUGGCUUGGGUAUAUGCUGGUGUCAGCCAUGAGCAGUAUUCCCGAAUUUUUGGAGGUGGUGAGAGUGCAAAACAAAAGCGUGUUUUUUGAUACUAGCUCAGAUGAGGCUUUUUCGAAGUUCAUUUCUCAUUUCUGCGCAAAUGUAACGGGAAUGUUUUUGAAAGAGAAAACUCUGUUUGAAGAGACUAUUAAUUUCUUGAAGGGAGAAAACUACAAUGCGAUGUGCAGUUUUCUGCUCGAGUUCUUUGAUAUCUUUAAAGGAAACCUAACAACUUUGGAGGACCGUGUUGCCUAUAUGGUAGGUCUUUUAAACGAUAAGUGUGUUGCCGAAGUGUUCAGAAUGUAUAGACAGUACCGAGAGAAUCCAAACAUUAUCAAACUAGUGAUUUCAACUGAUCUUAUCAAGAACUUUGUGUCUGAUGCAGGAGCAGUUUUAUACUUUAAGUCGCCAUUUGCAUCGGUUGAAAAGAGACAGGAAGUAGAGAUAAGAAACUACAUAGAUUAUUUUAUAAGGGAAAUGAAGAAAGAAGGAGAGACAGCUGGAAAUACUCCGAAAAAAGAGGUCUUGAAAGAAAACAAGUACAGUAUGCAUGAUGUAGAUUCUAUGCUUAGACCAUAUGAUGAAGAAACAUACUUAUUAGUAAAAAACCUGAGUAGCAUAGUAGAGGAGAAUGGGAGUACUGUUAAAAACGAAGAAAACAGAGAGAAUGCAGAAGAGUCUGAAUUAGAUUCAAAGGACGAGAGUAAAAAAGAGCUCCAUAAAGAAGAAAAGAAAAAGAAUAAAAAACACAGGAAAUCUAAAGAAGACAAAGGCAUGAGCUGGUUUAAAAAGAAACUGGGAAUGAAAAGCUCUGAUGCAAAGAAGACAGAUGCAUCUCUCGAUCAGGUAGAUAAUGUAACGAUGAAAGAAGAUGCAUCGGAAGAUGAAAGGUCUGAAGAUAGAAGCACUACUCAAGAUACAAACGAAAAAUCAACCUUACCAGGGGAUAGCUACAAACAGGAGAGUAUAGCGGACGACAGCAAGAGUAAAAGUAAAAGCACAGUUCCAAAUGCCACAGAGAUUCUGAGCCUAAUGAACAUUGAAAGACAAAAGAAAACAGACAAUGAGUAUAGUAAACACAAAAAUAAAAGCUUGCCACCAAAUGCCACUGCAUCCCAGGACUUAAUUACAACAGAGGCAAGACAACAUAGUGAAAUGCCUCUACCGUCUAGCAAAAUGAAGAGAAGUGCUUUGAUGAUGGAAAAGAGCACAAGAGAUGCAGAUCUUAUGUACAUGAAUGACUACGAAAGAGAUGGGCCUGUGCUAGUGGAUGUUGACGCUACAGACAUGAGAAAUAGCGUUGCACAGUCUCUAGGCUACAAUGAAUACGGAGGAGUGUAUAACUACGCUGAGGAGCAGCCUGCUGACCGAUACACAGACACUUCUCUGGAGAUAAAUAGGACUGUGUCCAGAAGCCAAGCAAAUAACCCGCUAAUAAAUAAUGACUUCUCGAAUGAUGCAUAUUUGCACUCAAGAAACAGAUACAACCACUCGCCUGCCUCUUCAGUCAGCAAUGUAAGCGAAAGAGCACAUACUAUCAGAAACGCCAAAGAAGAUGUGAUUACCCAUAGCAAAGAGGUGCUGGAGGCUAUGGAGGGUGGUGAAUCAUUUUUAAAUGAGAUGGAAGAGACAAAUAGGUCUGAUGUGUAUGUAUGGGAUUCGAAUGUGUUCAAUGAAGUGUAUGCUAAUGAUAUUGACGAGAUAAGAGAAAACAACGAACUCCGCACCACCAAUUCCUCGCGCCAGUCAGAUCGAUACAUAAACGUGGCUGGUGUGGAUAUCAAGUUUUUCGGUCCCAGAGAAGGAGUUGAUCUAAAAGAAGAAGUGUGGAGGCGAACAGCUGAAAGGAACGAUGAGCGCAUGAAAAAUGCAAGGUCCAGUUCAUUUCCUGAUUUAGCGCAUACUACAGCAUUCCAUGAGCUUAGCAGCUAA